CUGCAUCCGCACCACCACAGACGUCGCUUGCAUGCGAUGCGCAAGGGAACCGCCGCCCUCAAGCGUCAGCAGGUGGCGCAGCUGCGCCAACACCACCAACAGCUGCUGGCCGCCGCCCCGGAGCUCGCACUGGCCUCCUCCUCGCGCCUGGCUGCGGCCCUGAUCUCGUCGGCGGUGGCCCUGAGCGCCUCGUCCUCGAGCAUUGUAAAUAAUCAUCACCACGGCCAUAUGCAGCAGCCGCCACAGGCACGCCAUCACCAUCAUCCGGCAACAUCUCACAGGCAUCAUCACCAUCACCACCACCACUCACAUCACCACUCGCACCACCAUCAUCAGUGUCGCUCGAAACGCAAACUGCAGAAAUUGUAUUAUACGCUUUGCCGUUAGAUCUGUAACUUAACUAUAUCUAUGUAUACUUGUAUGAGAGAAUGUUUCUUAGAACCACCAGCAUCAUCAGCACCUAGCCUAAGUCGAUUCACGCCUGUCACGACCCCUAUUGUAUGUCCAGAGCUUCGUACCUCCUAUUUGUAUAUGUAUUUAUUUAUUCCAAUUUUUUUUCGUAUUCCUACGCAUCUCAUUUUCGUAAUUGUCCCCAAACUGAAAGAACAAUCUCAUCAGUGCAAUAAUAUACAUACAUCUAAAAAUAUAUAUUGAUAUAUAUAAAUUUAUAUAUAUAUAUUAAUAUGCUGAUUUUAAAAUCGUCUCUUAUUUUAUACAAACACUCCAAUCUAUUUAUUUGUAAUUGAAAAAGAUUUGUGAUUUACGCACAUGAUAUGAACUUCGCAGAGCAUCCACUGUAAUUGUAGCGUGUCUCAAGCAAUUUUCGUUUUAAGUACCCCAAGGAAUUUAUAUAUCACCCGCACACAAGCAUUAACCUAACCAGCCUAGAACACACACACCCCACAAAGCCCUCUGAUUAAGUAUUACUUAGCGUAUGUAAGCCUUACUUUAAGUUGCAACUGGCAAGAAAACCACAACAAAAUGUACUUUACUUAGGCCGAUCCUCAGUUUCGAUCGCGAACUGGGGUCAAAGUAUCAAAUUUGUGAGACGAGAAUCCGCAAUAGCAAUCUUCUCGUCCAGGCAUAGUAUACGUAGUUUUAUCUGAUUGUGCUGGGCAAGUCAAUGAAGUAGAGCUGCAGAAAAACCUAUAGUACUAUCGAUAAUAUCGAUUGUAUUUUGAUAAUAUUAAUAGUACUAUCGAUAAUAUCGCGAUAGUGUUACAAACAUGGUGCUACCAUCGAUGUUUUUGCAGCCAUACAAUAAAGUACUCAAUGCGAAUAAAGUGAAUUUUGCCAAGUCAGAUCCGAAAAAUAAUUGUAAUGGCGCGCGUUCCUUAAACUAAAUAUAUCGAUAUGGAGAUUAUUACCGCUUCCGCUUAUCCAACAGACAAGGCAGAGACAGCAAAACCGAGAGAAUCCAAUUAAACUUAUAGUGCAUAUAAGGGAAUAAUUACACAAAAUUUCGUACCUUUGUAGAAUUUGCAGUUCAAAAUUGCUUUAGAGUUUGUCGGUGUACAUUUUACGGAUUAAAUUGCACGAUUUUAGGCAAGAAACCUAUUAACUAAAAAUACAGACGGCCAUACCAUUUUAAUGAGUAUGUAGAUGUAAAUUAAACAUUAUAAAUGAGAACGCUGCGAAUUUGAAACCAAAAAAGUUCAGUGAAAGUCAAAAAAGAAAACCCAAAAGAAUUCCCCAUGUAAAUUCUACUGAUUUUUGUGGUCUGGUAAUAAAAUGAAUAAGCAUACA
Messenger RNA from Drosophila subpulchrella, 1746 nucleotides. RefSeq names its product protein disconnected-like. NCBI's taxonomy places the organism in Eukaryota, Metazoa, Arthropoda, Insecta, Diptera, Drosophilidae. The transcript has a single exon. The record is from RefSeq and is a predicted model, not a curated record. Bases 37 to 387 code for a protein of 116 amino acids.